Molecule: messenger RNA, 2071 nt
Organism: Volvox carteri f. nagariensis
Lineage: Eukaryota; Viridiplantae; Chlorophyta; Chlorophyceae; Chlamydomonadales; Volvocaceae
Exons: 8
Coding region: 38-1306 (422 amino acids)
Biological process (GO): lipid metabolic process
Molecular function (GO): oxidoreductase activity, acting on paired donors, with oxidation of a pair of donors resulting in the reduction of molecular oxygen to two molecules of water
Source: RefSeq, a predicted model, not a curated record
CUUUGUCGCCUCACGUACAACCUUUCGGCACUUGAAGAUGCAGUGCCUUGUAAGCAGUGGUGUUAGGGUCCCAGCGCUUACGCGCGCGCGUCGCGCGCACGCGCCGGCAGUAGGGAGGAGGACUGUGGUCCGUGUCGCCAACGUUGCAGCUAUACCUGAGGCGCCAUCGACAGAUCGCUUCAAACGCAAUGCGGAUGGCACCUAUGACCUUUCGGCGCCUCCACCCUUCACCCUGCAAGACUUGCGCGCUGCCAUCCCUGCCCAAUGUUGGGAGAAGAACACAUUCAAGUCCAUGGCGCAUAUGGCCUUGGAUGUUGGAAUUGUGUUCGGCCUGGCUGCGGCUGCCUACACCAUUAACCAGUGGUGGCUGUGGCCUCUUUACUGGUUCGCCCAGGGUACUAUGUUUUGGGCGCUGUUCGUUGUCGGUCACGACUGCGGCCACCAGAGCUUUUCGAACAACAAGGCCCUGAACGACUUCGUGGGUCAUCUGACGCACUCAUCAAUUCUUGUGCCAUACCAUGGCUGGCGCAUUAGCCACCGCACGCAUCACGCCAACCACGGUCACGUCGAGAACGAUGAGUCGUGGCACCCAGUCACCAAGAAACUCUACGACAAACUGGACUCCUGGGGUCGGGUUGGCCGCCUGUCCAUGCCAUGGGCUCUUUUCGCCUUCCCAUUCUACUUGUGGAAGCGCAGCCCGGGCAAGGAGGGUAGCCACUACGACCCGGAGUGCGAUUUGUUCACGGAGUCUGAGCGCAACCAGGUCCUCACCACAAACGCCUACCUACUCGGAAUGGUCGCGGUCCUCGUGGCGUGCACCGUCAAACUGGGCCCGCUAGCCAUGUUGAACUUGUACUUUCUGCCAUACUGGAUCAACGUUGUAUGGCUCGAUGUCGUUACUUACCUGCACCACCACGGCAGUCACGAUAUGAAUGAGAAGAUGCCUUGGUACCGUGGCGAGGAGUGGAGCUACCUGCGUGGUGGGCUUACGACCAUUGACCGCGAUUACGGUAUCUUUAACAAGAUCCACCAUGACAUCGGCACCCACGUCGUGCAUCACCUAUUUCCCCAGAUCCCGCACUACAACCUCGAGGCGGCCACUGAGGCUGUCAAGCCCGUCAUGGGGCCUUAUUACCGUGAGCCUGUCAAGUCACCGGGCCCUCUGCCAUUCCACCUGGUGGAGCCGUUGGUGCGCUCCUUCACUAAGGACCACUACGUUGCCGACACUGGCGACAUCGUGUUCUACGAGACGGACCCCAAGUUCCCGUCGAUCGGUUCCGCUGCCACUGCCAGUCCCAAGCAGUAAUGGACUGGCUUUGGGGACUGGUAGUGCGCUAGCUGACGACCUCUAGCGUUAGGGGUGUUUCAGCUGGCGCGGAGUACAAAGGUUCAGAGGGCCAUUCUGGCACGCCAAUUGAUAAAUGUGCCGCUUUGGAAGGGCGGAGGUUUCAUGUAUUGGUUGUUCCUUUUAGCUAAGGGGAAAGACAUCUCGUGUGCUGCUGGAUAUUGGUUGACUGCCGGAGCCGAUAAAGCUGGGCUUUAGGAUAUAAUGUGCUUGUCGGCGAUGAGAUGUGACAUCAGCUGCGAUGAGUGUGGACCUGCGUUAGCACUUCACGCCAUCCCGGCUAAGCAGCAGCGGGGUUGGCCGUUGGGACGGCUUCGGGUGACUAAGCAUGAGUCUCCCAAGUGAACACGGGUUCGCCUUGUUGGUGAUCUGUACACGACCUUUGGUUUCUUGCCGCCAGGGGUGAGGUGCAGACGCGUGCGCAAGGUUCCGAGGGUUUGAGUGAGCGUGUGAAUCCAAGGAAUGACGUUUCCUUGUUCAUUUCAAGACUCCACCAUUUUCGGCCGAAGAAACGACAGAAUUCAGCCAGAGACGUGUUUGUUUUGUAUGGUGUACCAUUCCUUUCAUGUGUUCUAUCGUGACUCAAAAGACCCAUGUACACGUUUCAAUGUUUUUUACGGCUUCCUUCGCUGUUUACCACUCGUUGUUUGUGUAGCGAUGCAUAUUCAGGAAUACUGAGCUAAUUAUGCAUCAUAUGAGAAUUUCUGGUUAAGCAGCCCCUCGCAG